Molecule: messenger RNA, 1653 nt
Organism: Aplysia californica (California sea hare)
Lineage: Eukaryota; Metazoa; Mollusca; Gastropoda; Aplysiida; Aplysiidae
Product: metaxin-1
Exons: 8
Coding region: 37-1071 (344 amino acids)
Biological process (GO): mitochondrion organization
Cellular component (GO): SAM complex
Source: RefSeq, a predicted model, not a curated record
UAGAGGUACUUCCGCUUUCUGACGGUCAAGGUCAAAAUGGCUGUGGAGAAAAUGAAACUAGAUGUAUGGAACGGUGAUUGGGGUUUACCCUCAAUUGAUCCCCACUGCCUUGCUGUUCUGGCAUAUUGCAAGUUUUCUGGCGUGCCAAUUGAGGUGACACAGACAGGGAAUCCAUGGAGGUCACCAACAGGGACUUUACCUGUUCUUCGCAAUCAGGAUGUUGUCUGCACUAAAGUUACAGACAUUUUUAGUUAUCUCAGAAAAGAGCACUGGGGAAGUGACUUUGAGCUGUCCACCAAACAGAGUGCGGAUGUGAUAGCUUUCUCUGCCAUGCUCGAGGAAAAACUGCUGCCAGCCUUGCUCCAUUUGUGGUGGAUGGAUGACAAGACAUUUGUUGAUGUGACAAGACCUUGGUACUCACGGGUCAUACCUUUUCCUCUCAAUUUCUUCCUUCCAAGAAGAACACAGAAAAAAGCUGAAAUGAGAGUAACACUGACCAAAGGGAAUGAAUUCAUUACAGAUGUUGAAACAGAAGCAAAGGUGUACAGGGAAGCAAAAGAAUGUUUAAAUAUUUUGUCAUACAAGCUCGGGACCAAAAACUACAUGUUUGGAAAUCUGCCUUCCUCUCUCGAUGCCUUGGUCUUUGGCUACCUUGCACCAUUGUUGAAAGCUCCUCUACCUAACAACCAGCUACAGAAUCACUUGAAGCAGUGUGAUAACCUGGUGGCAAUGUGCAAUGAGAUUCUCACCUCCUUUUUCCCAGCAAAUGUGAAAGUAUACGAGGAGCAGAUGCGGAAGGAGGAGGCUGAGAAGAAAAGCAGUGGAAGCAACGUUGACCACGCGGAAUUCCCCAACAGACGCCGGAACAUGAUCUUGGCUGCCAUAUUUGCCCUCACGGCGAUGGUUGGCUAUGCCCUCAGUAGUGGCAUGAUUGAGGUUCAGGUGUUUGAUGAGGAAAAACCAAAAGGACUGAAGAGUGUAAACAGUUCUAAGAAGUCGUCAGGUGGAGGGGCAGCUUUUGAAAAGUCUAACCCCAUGUUUGAGGGACAUAGGGAACCGGGUGGAGAGUAAUAUAUAUAUAAGGAUCACCAUUAGUUUAGCUGGUUAGUGAUGUUUUCUUUUUGCUUCGUUUUUUUAAAGUUGCAAAUGGUCAUAAUAUGAAGCUAUGCUCCACAUUUGCUCCUCUUAUUUCAUAGGGAUUUUGUCCGUCAUUAAUUUGGAUAUCAUUUUCAUAACAGUUUUCUUUCUUUUUGUAAUAACAAGAACGUAUUUUGGAGGCUUUGUUUAUUUCAUUUGAAGAACAAAUUGCAUUUUUUAAAGCAGAUAACAUAAAUUGACAGCUAUCAUUAAUUUAUUUCUGAAAAAGCACAGUAUGUUAGUAGUGUCUUAGUGCUAGUAUACAAGUGCAUGUUUUUCUACUUGUAUUUCAUUAUGAGUUACAUAAACUCUCGCACGUGUGUUCAAUUUUUCCAUUUUUUGUGAAGUGCAUAGAACACAUACACUGACCUCAGAUGACUUGUGUUUGUGAUGCAUGAACAUACAAGAUUUGUUUUUCGAUGAUGACAGCUAUACAAGUACUUGUUUGUAUAUAAAAACUCAUGAUUUUGAAAGCAUUAUUGCUUGGUAUUAAUAAAAUUUGUCUGUCUCUCUUUA